UCUUUUGCUUAUUUUUCAUGUUUCUUCUUGUUUUCUUACAUUCCUCUGUUGGUUUUCUUGAAUUUAUAAUCAUAUUUUUUUCUUCUCUUUCCAUUUGUUGUCAACUGUUGCUGAUGCUCCUGUUGCCCUGAGCUGCCAGUCGAGUUCAGAAAUAAACACGUUUCUUAUUGUCGUGGUUUUGAGAUACGCAUAUAAUUUGAAACCUGUUGUAUCCUGAAAGCAACAGUGACUGAACAGCAUAGUGUUUGAACAGUGUGUGGAUUAAACUAUUACCUGCCAGGAGGAGAAUCAUGUAAUCAUGUCAUGACCGUGACCCUUCGUCUGUUAUCAGUCACCUGUUUAUCACUUGAAUGUAUUUUAGCUGACGUUCUCACAGCUGAAAUGUGCCCUGAACACCGGGGCACAUGGGAUUUGAAGCGAACCCUCUGGUAAAGUCUCGUCAUGGAUUUGAGGACGACACUUCUGGUCGUCGGAGGAUCUGCAUGCUCUUUCAAACUGCUGAACACGAUUUUCAGAUGGCUGCCAGCGCCAGAGUCAGCGCGCGAGAAAACCUGGAAGUGGAGGAAUAUCUGCACGUCGUUAGCUCACAGCUCGUUGACGGGAACGUGGGCUGUUUUAUGUUUGUACCAUCAACCUCAGAUAGCACAGGACCUGAUCUCCUCUCUCUCCUUGUCCUCCCACAGCCUUGUAGCUGUCUCUACAGGUUAUUUUAUCAGUGACUUCUUGGACGGGGCCUUGAACCAGCCGUUUAAACAGUCCUGGGAGGUUCUGCUCCACCACUCUGCGGUGAUCUCCUGCUUCAUCCUGGCUGCCACGUCCCGCCUCUACGUGGGCUUCGCUGUGGUGUCUUUGCUGAUUGAGAUCAACUCCGUGUUCCUUCACGUCAGACAGCUUCUCCUCCUGUCAGGACGGAGGAACCGGCCAGGGACUGAAAUUUCAGCCCCUCGUCCCUCCAUGACCUACAGCGUGACCAGCUGGCUCAACCUGGGAACGUUGCUGGUGUUUCGUGUCUGUACGACGGCUUGGAUGACCCGCUGGCUGGCAGCUAACGGUAAACACAUGCCUCGAUACGUCCUGACGAUGGGGACGGUCGGCCUGAGUCUCAUCUCCACCAUGAACCUGGUGCUGUUUUACAGACUGCUCAGAGCAGACAUCCUCAACAACACCGGCAGGAAGCACUAGAGGGAGCCAGUGCUGCUUCUCUCCUGAAAAAUGACUCCAGUGGUUCAGUUUUCUACCUCAGGACAUAAUUUAUCAGUGGCUCAAGAACCUCCAGACCUCCUUGACUUAUAGUGUUUGCUUGUAACUUGUGCUGUUUGUCAUUGUUAUGUAAAGUAGAGAUAAAGUAAGGGCGGCGUUGUUGCUCCCUCACACGUUAACUGAGCAUCUCCCUCAUUACGCUGCAUGUUUUACUGUGUGUCUCUGUACAUGUGACCAACGAAGAGCCUUAAAAUCCUGAAACAAGCUGUUAAAUAAUGAGACAUUAAACGUACAAUGUCUCGAGUAUUCAUUCAUGCUGUGAUAUUCCAAAAAUGUGUGCCCACUGUCUGCCAUUAACUGUAUAAGUUAAAAGACGACGUCUCUCUGAAGCAAAAUGGCUCCUGAUCUGUUCUUCAGUUUAUAAAUUAAAUUUAAGAAACUACA
Acanthopagrus latus (yellowfin seabream) is the source of this 1644-nucleotide messenger RNA. RefSeq names its product TLC domain-containing protein 2-like. Lineage: Eukaryota; Metazoa; Chordata; Actinopteri; Spariformes; Sparidae. Bases 442 to 1182 code for a protein of 246 amino acids. The record is from RefSeq and is a predicted model, not a curated record. Gene Ontology annotation, cellular component: plasma membrane. The transcript has 6 exons. Gene Ontology annotation, biological process: phospholipid homeostasis; membrane assembly; regulation of membrane lipid distribution.